Heterostelium album PN500 is the source of this 1401-nucleotide messenger RNA. RefSeq names its product SANT/Myb-like DNA-binding domain-containing protein (gene mybN). The transcript is spliced from 2 exons. NCBI's taxonomy places the organism in Eukaryota, Evosea, Eumycetozoa, Acytosteliales, Acytosteliaceae. The record is from RefSeq and is a predicted model, not a curated record. Bases 1 to 1401 code for a protein of 466 amino acids.
AUGGGAUAUCAAGUUGGCCUUUAUCCAUAUCAGAAUCCCAAUUAUGUUCACCAAAUCCAAACGGUUCCAACAAACGAAUACGAUUCCUCAUAUAUUGAGCAAAAUCUGUUUUUCCAAUAUCCACAACAACAACAGCAACCACAACAUUUGCAACAAAUUCCUGCACAACCACUCCAAUCAAACACACAUCAUCACCAUCAACAACAUCCCCAACAAUUCACAACAACCAGUCCAACUACUAGUCCCAACAGUAGAAAGCGACCAUAUGAUAUUCUUUCUUCGCCACCCAACUACUCCAUACAACAACUCUAUUCACCAAAUACAUAUCAAAUUCAUCAACAGCAGUUGCAGCACCAACAACUACAGCAACAACAACUUCAACAACAACAGCAACAACAACUUCAACAUAUUCAAUCUUCACCAAGCAGCAGUGCCUACAAUUUCGUUCCAAUUUCACAACCGACUACACCACCAACAACAGAUAUUGAUGAAGAUAUCGAAGAGCAACUUCGUGACUAUCUCUCACCAAUGUUCUCCAAGUUCUUUGACCAAACCACCAAAGAGCAUCUAUCAACUCUGAUCGCCGACUUUUUAAAUGAUGAACUUCCGCUCAGAUCUAUCAUCAAUGAACUAAGAAUGAUGGUAAUGGACGACAGAUCUUUGCUUCACUAUCUCAUCGAGAUAUUUAUCGUUAUGGACACCACCAACAAAAUGUACAGCUUCCUCCUUGAGAAUGGAGUUGAAGAACAUGAACUAAAUAUAGAUACAAAGAAUUUUGCAAUGUUAUUUGAUACCGAAAAUGGUUUCAAAAAGUUUAACCUAGACUUACAAAGAGAACGCUCAAGAAAAAGUGUGAGUAGAGGACUGAGAAAUCCACCAAACAAAUGGACCAAAGAAGAAUCACAGAGAUUGAUUCAGUUGGUUCACGAGAGUGGUGAUAAACAAUGGAAGAAGAUCGCCAUCCAAAUUGGCGGUGGAAAAACAGGUGCACAAUGUGCACAACACUGGAAGCGUGUGCUCUGUCCAGCCAUCAGAAAAGGCAGCUGGGACGAAGAGGAAGAAGCUAAACUUUUCAUUUUGGUCGACAAGCACGGACAGAGCUGGAAGAACGUCGCCAGCGAGAUUAGAACCAGAACCGACAUUCAGUGUCGCUAUCAGUACUUCAAGAGUUGCAUGUCACGUGAAGUACCAUGGUCGCCAAAGGAAGACGAACUACUACAGAAAAAGGUGAUCGAAUGCAAACAAGAGGGAAGAGACAUCAGUUGGAUGGAUCUAUCAAAGGCAAUGGCACGCGCAAGACAAACAAAGAUUCCAAGAACUGCCCUUGAAUGUAAAUCAAGAUGGGAAGCAAUCUCCAUUGGUUCAAUCGUUGAUGGUUUAGAUUUAUCUUCAAACUUUUAA